AUGGGCAGCAGGUCCUCUUCACUCAGGGCUAACUCUGGAGUCUCCUACGCAAAGAAAUCUUUGAGGGACUCUACAAAGCAGCAGCAGCAGAAACAGCAGCAGCAACAGCAGCAGCAGCUGCAGCAGCAGCAGCUGCUGCUGCAGCAGCAGCAGCAGCAGCAAGAGCAUCAACCGCUGCGACAUCCCAGCAUUAUUAGCUUUUAUGGAAGCCACGAAGAUGAAAAAUACUACUACGGGGUUUUUGAACUUUGCGGGGGAAGAAAUCUCUUUGGCGAAAUUUGCCGUUGGAAUUCUUUUUCGGAGUUUGAAGCUGUUGGACUUGUGAAACAAAUGCUGUCGGCUGUCAAGUACAUGCACGAGAAUGGCUUUGUCCACAGAGACAUAAAAGCUGAGAACUUCAUGUUUCGAACUGAAUUGGAAUUAUCUUCUUUGCUAAUGAUUGAUUUUGGAUUAGCAACAAAAAUCACAAAAGGAGAAACCCUAGAUGUUGUUUGCGGCAGCCCCAGAUACAUUGCGCCAGAGGUCCUCAGGAGAAGCUAUAGUGAAAAGUGCGACUUGUGGUCAUUGGGAGUUAUUGUCUAUUUGCUGCUUUUUGGAUUUCAUCCUUUUGGAGAUUGGAAAGGAGCUUCUUUCGAGGACAUCGCAGAUGAAGUCUUAAAUGCAGAAGUGGCAUUUUUGCCGAAAUGGGGAGUCCAGCCGCCUUCAGAAAAGGCGACGGAGUUUCUUAAGGGGCUUUUAACCAGAGACCUUAGGAGACGCCUUUCUGCAGCAGAUGCACUGAAGCACCCCUGGCUGGAAGCAGACAGCGCCGUGCUGCAGCAGACUCUGGUAGACCCCGCAGUCAGGGCCAUGGCGAAAGAAGUACUUUGCAAAGAAAAGACACAAAUGGAGACAAUUGACAUUGAGGAGACACUUUGA
Molecule: messenger RNA, 918 nt
Organism: Eimeria tenella
Lineage: Eukaryota; Apicomplexa; Conoidasida; Eucoccidiorida; Eimeriidae
Product: ULK kinase, putative
Exons: 10
Coding region: 1-918 (305 amino acids)
Biological process (GO): peptidyl-serine phosphorylation; protein autophosphorylation; intracellular signal transduction
Cellular component (GO): nucleus; cytoplasm
Molecular function (GO): calcium/calmodulin-dependent protein kinase activity; calcium-dependent protein serine/threonine kinase activity; calmodulin binding
Source: RefSeq, a predicted model, not a curated record